AUGUGGCGUAAUAUCACAAGCCGCUAUCCGGAAUUUGAAGCCUUCGUUUUCGAUGAUAACAACUUCUACUCCGAUCAGAUGCUGGAGCUGCAGACGACUACAUUACAGUCUCUAGGAACGGCAAUACUCACUUUGAUUGCAGUUUGUAUUCUCUUCGUCGCUGAAUCGUCGAUCGUUUUCUGGGUUACAUUUAGUCUUGUAUCCAUGGAUGUAGGGACAGCGGGCUUCCUAUCCCUAUGGGGCGCAGAUCUCGAUCCGACCACUGUUGUGAACAUAUUGAUGUCUAUCGGACAGUGUAUUGAUUUCGCUACUCAUGUGGGGUAUCGCAUCUACAGAUCUGAACAUGCUGAUCCCAACGAUCGUAUUCGAGAUGCUCUGGGUGCUAUUGCAUGGCCUGUACUUCAAGCUGGAAGUUCAACACUGCUCGCAAUAGUCGUGAUGAUCCUAGUUCCAUCGAAUGCUGUUAGAAUGUUCGCCCGUACGUCGGUGUUGGUUGUCGCCACAGGCCUAUUUCACGGUCUUCUUGUAUUGCCUGUUGUAAUU
Cooperia oncophora is the source of this 543-nucleotide messenger RNA. Lineage: Eukaryota; Metazoa; Nematoda; Chromadorea; Rhabditida; Trichostrongylidae. The record is from the annotation of a GenBank genome assembly.